GAACUGUAGGCUUAGUGUCCUCGCAGAAGAAGGCCGCCGGCGAGAAGUCCUUAAACUUCUUAGUCUAUGGAUAUUAUACAAUAUUAUCACACCUAAAAGUCAUAAAAAUAUUUUAAAAUGCAGAUAGAUCAAGUUGAAGUAGGGCCAUUCCCACGUGAAAACCACAGGGCGGGGCAAGAACUCUGUCUCUCUCUCAAGUUCAACUUCAAACCCUUAUAAUAAAGCAUAUAUCCCACCUGCUUGUCGAAACAUGCCUCACCCUCAUCACUAAUCUUCAUCUCUCAAAAUCUCCAAGCUCCGGAAACUAACAUGGAUUUUUUCCAAACCCCAAGCAACAAGAACCAAUUCCAUCACAAGAAAAAGAGGCUAACCCAAGACCAAGUGAAGCUUCUGGAGAGAAGCUUCAGCUCCGACAACAAGCUCGAGCCAGACCGCAAGCUCCUGCUGGCCAAACAGCUCGGAAUCCCGGCCAGACAGGUUGCCAUUUGGUACCAAAACAAGCGAGCGCGGUGGAAGACGCAGAGCCUCGAGCUCGGCUACAAAGCGAUUCAAGUGCAGCUGGAGACUGCAUUAGCGGAAAAGAGGAAACUGGAGAAAGAUGUUGAGAGGCUUAAAGGAGAGUUAAACAGUGCUCAUGAACUGUUGUUGGCUUUGAAUAACCAAAGACAAGUAGGUGGUGAUAAUCAUCCUGUGGUUUGCUCAGUGUUUUCAGCUUCUUGUGAUCAAGAGGGUGCUGCUAGCUCUAGUUUGCAGCUUGGGGAUCAUGUGGUUAAUCAUGAGGUUAAGGAGUUUGAGGAGCUCUAUGCUUGUUUGAUUGGCAUGUAGUAGAUAUGGGUUUACUUUUGAUCUUAGAAUCUGCUUUUUCAAUUUAUUUCCCGGUGAGUACUCGUCAGCACUAGCUAGCUACUAGUUAAUUUUCAGGAACAAAGGGGUUGGAUGUAUGAUAUAUCAGGAAAUGUGACUUGUAAUUGGAUACGCCAUGGACAAUUCUUAGGUUCGAACGAACAUAUUCACCUCUAUUGUCGAUUAACAUACUUUUACUUAAUAAAUUUAUCAUCCAACGGUCCA
Molecule: messenger RNA, 1068 nt
Organism: Rosa rugosa (rugosa rose)
Lineage: Eukaryota; Viridiplantae; Streptophyta; Magnoliopsida; Rosales; Rosaceae
Product: homeobox-leucine zipper protein ATHB-52-like
Exons: 1
Coding region: 310-825 (171 amino acids)
Biological process (GO): positive regulation of DNA-templated transcription
Cellular component (GO): nucleus
Molecular function (GO): DNA-binding transcription factor activity, RNA polymerase II-specific; sequence-specific DNA binding
Source: RefSeq, a predicted model, not a curated record